This is a messenger RNA of Capronia coronata CBS 617.96, 3444 nucleotides long. RefSeq lists its product as uncharacterized. The transcript is spliced from 2 exons. Gene Ontology annotation, molecular function: RNA binding; ATP binding. Bases 1 to 3444 code for a protein of 1147 amino acids. Gene Ontology annotation, cellular component: intracellular anatomical structure. Lineage: Eukaryota; Fungi; Ascomycota; Eurotiomycetes; Chaetothyriales; Herpotrichiellaceae. The record is from RefSeq and is a predicted model, not a curated record.
AUGCGGGCCCGGUCUUUCACACAAUGUGGUCGUCUCAACAGCCCAAUUUCGUGUGAAAGCAGCAGAGUGGCACGACAUCUCCGUCUGCGUGGACAAGUGCAAACUUCUCCCUGCACCCGGCCUUUACACUCUAAGUGUGCUAUAUUCUAUAACGCCUCACGGGAUGGGAAUAUACAUUCACGGAAAGAGAUUGACUCCUCGCCCAGCGGGUUGAAUGCGCCCAAGGCCAACCUUGCCUAUUCACACAAUGUCCCUGCAGCAGGGGAUGGAUCGAACUCCCACCUUGGUGAUGAGGACUCGAAGCAGGAAGCUGGGAGCACUGCAUCUGAAACCCAGGCCCCCGAUGAAGACGGCAGCACAUCAGCUACAUCACCUACCAAAAGGCGAAAACCAUUUGACGUCACUGUGCCUGCAGUAAACCUGCUCACUGCCAUCGACACAAUCAAACUGGCUCGCCAACAUGGGCUAACAGACGAGGAAGUUGUACCAACACCUUAUGCUAAGGAAUCUGCACGUGGGUGGAUGGGGGAUAUCUUGCGCAACAAUCGAAUUCUUGCAGCAAAGAUGAAAUCAAAUCUGGAAGACAGCAGACGGAAAGGACGAAUGCCAGACAUACUAGCCGCCAGGCACAAAUUGCCUUUGAUGUCCGGUACAAUUCGACCCAAAUUGUUGGAGCUCAUCAAUAACUGCGAUGUGACCAUAAUCUUGUCCAAGACGGGUUCCGGAAAGACGACUCAAAUUCCCCAAAUAAUCCUUGACAAAAGGGUCAUGGAUGGGCUUGGACCGUCAACGAGCAUUCUCUGCACACAACCCCGUCGAAUUGCAGCCACUUCCACCGCCAGAAGGGUAGCCUAUGAGCGAGGCGAAACCCUGCAGGAUUCUGUCGGCUACCACAUUCGCAACGACAAGUGGUCUGCACGACAACAGGCGAGCAUAACCUAUUGUACCACGGGGAUUCUUCUGAAUCGUCUGGUUGCGGACGAGGCGGGCACACUGCAGUCACACUCACACAUCAUCAUCGAUGAAGUUCACGAGAGGAAUGUACAAAUCGAUCUGGUACUGGCAAUCCUUCGAAGAGCCGCCCAAACCAGGAAGGCUGCGGGCCAGAAGUUUCCCAAAAUAAUUCUCAUGAGUGCCACCAUUGAUCCGAGCAUGUUCCUCGAGUAUUUCAGGCAGCCCGCGAACACGGGGAUAUCGCUUCUGGCGGAGAGCUUCGAAGUCGAGGGAUCUCCACACCAUAUCGAAACACAUUAUCUGCCGGAAAUUCUGUCGGACCUCACAAAAGACAAAGCGUCACACCACACAAUGUACACCCUCCUGCAGGGGAAGAAUACUGAUAUAUCCAGCGCGAACUAUAUCCGGAACGAGAUGCAUUUUGCUACGAAAUACUCUCGGAGUCUUCAGCCGCACAGCAGUGAUCAGACGGUGCAAUUGACGGAGAACGACGCGGCGGACUCAGCUGCCCAAGCUGUAGACCGUGGGUACAUCGGGCUGGCAACGGCUGUGAUAGCUCAUCUGGCACAGCGUAAACCCGAAGGCGAUAUACUGGUCUUCCUACCUGGAAAGGCAGAUAUCGACGAGAUAUUCAACCAUCUGAUCGAACUCAGACCACUUGGCGUGGACUUCAAUGACAAGGCCAAGUUCAAGCUGUUCAAGCUGCAUUCUCAGUUACGGGACUCGAACGACGAAGUAUUCAAGCCGGUGGCUCCAGGAUGCAGACGGAUCAUUCUCGCAACGAACAUCGCCGAAACUUCGGUGACACUGCCAGAAGUGGUGUACGUUGUGGAUAGCGGACUGCUACGGAGUAACGCUUUCGAUCCUUUCACGCGCAUGAGGAGCUUGCCCUACGACUGGAUCAGCAAGACGAGCUUGAUCCAAAGACGGGGCCGCGCCGGCCGUGUUCGCAACGGCCAUUACUACGCGCUCUUCACGAAACAACGGCAUGACUCACUCAUAGCCAUGCGUCGUCCUGAGAUUGCUGUGGCCGACCUGGUGAACGUCGUUCUGCAACUCAAAGCCCAUCCCCAGCGAGUUGACGUCAAGGAAUUCCUGCGCGAGACCAUCGAACCGCCGCCCGCCCAAGCCAUCGAGAGUGCGAUCAAGGACUUGCAGAGUCUGCACGCAUUGACCGAAACCCAAGAAAUCACCAGUCUAGGUCGGCUCCUCUCUCGAUUUGCUCUCCAUCCGGCAGCGGCGAAGGGCAUCUUGUUAGGGGCCCUCUUUGGGUGUCUCGAACCAAUGCUCAUCCUGGCGUGCCAUAACUCCACCGACUCGUUGAUUUCGCAUCCCGAACUGACUUCCAGACAGCUUUCGGAGAUGAAGCAGCAGUACGCAACGGAGAAUGAAAGCGAUCUGGUAGCAGUGAUUGAAGCCUUCCGAGAAUACCAUGCAGCCCAUCGCGCAGGCAACAUGGAUCUGGUGAAGGAAUUACGGGAAAGAAGACCUAUCAGACACCAUGUCUAUGUGGACAUGAUGCUCGCAAGCACCGCCAUUCAUGACAUCCUGACCGACGUUGGUUUCCUGCCCGCCGCCGAACCAGGACGCAGCGUUUUUGAAAUCCUACCGUCCACUAUGAAUGCGAACCGCGACAAUAAGGUUCUCGUGAAAGCACUGGGUGUGAACACUAUUACUCCGGAACUAGCCGCAUGGCGGGAGAAACGCCCUCUCAAGAAAAGCUGGAGUCUAGACGACGCGAACGCAACCGGUAUAAUCUCGCGAGACAGCGUGAACGAAAAGCCGACGAAAAGAAAAUAUGUGUUUUCCCGCAAAUACCGCUCCGACGGCCGCUUGCUGGCCUAUUCGUGGAAACACGAUAUCCCGGACUCGAAUCCAAAGGCCGUCUGGCUGGACCAGACGUCCAUGGUGACGCCCCUGAUGGUCGUGCUCUUCAGCCGGCGCGUCUCGUUGAGGAGUCCGCGAAUGGUCAAGAUCAAUGAUUGGCCUCGACUGCGACUCAUCGCUGAAGAGGAGACCCCGCCGGUCCUGGCGGAGCAGACGGCGCGGAUCCUAAUGGAGCUCCGAAAAACCGUUGAUCGCUUCGUCGGCUCCGCGUGGGAGGAGCUCGGCAUGCUCGACCUGUCUGGAGACAGAAGGCCGAGUAGUAGUCGCUCGGCCAAGGAGAUUGAUCGAUCACGACGUCGCGAUCGACCUCUGCUCAGCGACGAGCUGCGGAAGGUCAUGGUUGACUCGGUCGUCAAGAUCCUCGAAGAAGAUGAUGCCUUUUGGAAGGCGUUCCGAGACAGAAAGCGGGUCGAAAACCUCGAAGCCGAGGCCAAGUACGUUGAAGAGAUGAAUCGAAUGAAGUCCAACGACCCUGUUGAUGACGGCAUCGAAGAGCGUUCGAACACUCUGGAAUCACAUGGCGGUGCGGUGUCGCUCGUCAACGAGUUGGACGAGGACGCUGACGAUGAGCCAGAACCGCGCACGACUGCAGCCGCGGUAUGA